Molecule: messenger RNA, 3276 nt
Organism: Paramecium tetraurelia
Lineage: Eukaryota; Ciliophora; Oligohymenophorea; Peniculida; Parameciidae
Exons: 1
Source: RefSeq, a predicted model, not a curated record
AUGAUGAUUACUUUUCCAAAUUUUGAAGUAAUAAUAAAUCACUCAAACCCAAUAAUAAGAUUCGAUUUUACAACUAACUUGGAUGAGUCCCCAACUACUGAAUCCUUUGGUUUAAGAGAUUUUAAAAUAUUCUCAAGAGUUGUAAAAUAUUGCGGUAAUGGAAUGAAAGAAACGGAUGAAUAAUGUGAUGACGGUAAUAUUUAUGCAUUUGAUGGAUGUUUUAAUUGUGAAUAUUCAUGUGUAGAAGGAUGUUCAAAUUGUAUUGAUGGUAUUUGUUUUGAAUGUGAUAUUGGAUGGAUAUUCUAUUCAGAUUUUAAUAGAUGUAUUCCAAUUGUAGAUGAUACUUAAUAUUAAAUUUGGGAAGAAUGUGAUGAUACAUUAUAAUAUGAGAUUUGUUUAAAUGGAAAAUUCUUUUGUCCAUCAAAUUGUAAAUCUUGUUAAUUUGGUAUUUGUUUAUAAUGUAAAUUAAAUUAUGAAUUAAUUAAUAAUAGAUGUGAAUCUAUAUGUUAAAAUUAAUUAAUACUUAAUGAUAUAUAAUGUACUGAUUACAAUCUUCAACCAUUUGAUAAAUGUCAUUAAUGUUAUUAUGAUCUACAACAAGGUUGUUAAUUAUAAUCAAAUGGAUUUUGUAUCCAAUGUUUAAAUGGAUGGAUAUUAGAUAUAAAUUAAAAUAUUUGUAUUCCAAUUUGUGGAGACCUUGUUAUAUUAGGUGAUGAAUAAUGCGAUAUUAAUAAAUAUACUAAAUCAUCAUUUGGUUGUAAUUAAUGUGAAUAUGAUUGUUAAGAUGAAUGUAUUGAUUGUUAUUUUGGAAAAUGUUAUGAUUGUAUUCCAGGAUGGAAAUUAAAGAAUUACUAAUGUGAAUCUGAUUGUGGAAAUAAUUCAAUCUAAGGUUAAGAAGAAUGUGAUGAUAUGAAUUCUAUUAGAUUUGAUGGAUGUAAUAAUUGUAGAAAUGAUUGUUAAAGAGAAUGUUCAUAUUGUUAAAAAGGAAUCUGUUUAGAUUGUAUAUAUGGUUGGCAUUUAACUGAUAAUUUCAUUUGUGAAUCUGAAUGUGGAGAUAAUCUAAUUGCUUUGAUUUCAUAUGAAGAAUGCGAAGAUUCUAACUAUGAUUAAUUUGAUGGAUGUUAUUAAUGUAAAAUAGAAUGCUGUCAUUAUUGCGAUUUUUGUGUAUAUGGAUAUUGUUAUAAUUGUGAAUAUACCUUUACAUUAAUUGAUUAAUAUUGUAUUCCAGUUUGUGGAGAUGGAUUAGUUACUGUUGGAUAUGAAUAAUGCGAUGAUAUGAAUGAAAUACCUUAUGAUGGUUGUUAUAAUUGUAAUUACUAAUGUAGAGAGCAUUGUAAAUUAUGUAUUAAAGGGAUAUGUUAGGAUAAGUGUGAGUUUGGAUACUAUGAAGUGGAUUAUGAAUGUUUACCAAGAUGUGGUGAUGGUAUAAUAGUUGAAGAAGAGGAUUGUGAUGAUUAAAAUGAUGAUUUAUCUGAUGGAUGUUAUAAAUGUAAAUUUCAUUGUCCAGAUAAUUGUGAAAUAUGUGAUUAAGGAAAAUGUAAAUUAUGCGAAUAAGGUUUUGAAUUAAAUGUUAUUCUAAAUUAAUGUCCAACAUAUUGUGGUAAUGGCAUGGUUUCCUAGGAAGAAGAAUGUGAUGAUAUGAAUAAAGAGGACGGAGAUGGUUGUUCAAGAUUUUGUAAGAUUGAAAGCGAUUAUCAAUGUAGAAAUUAGGAAUUAAGUUUUUCAUAAUGUACUUAUUCUAAACAACCAAGAUUCUAUCUUUAGUUUAAAGAAGAAAGAGAUUAAAAAUAAUAUGUUUCAUUAUUAUUCACUUAAUAAGUUAAGUAUUUAAAUUAAGAUUUAUAUUCCAAAUACAUAUAAAUGAAUCUUAUUGAUAUAGACAUUGAUAUCUAUUAAUUGAAUUUGAUUGUUAUUUAAGAACCAGUUGAAUAUCCAAAAAAUGUUGAGUACAUAAUAGAAAUUUAAAUAAAUUAAACUUUAUCUAUUCGUCCUUACUUAGAAGUUACUUUAGAUGAAUAAUUAUAUAAUUCAGAAGAUAAUACACUUUUUAAUUAGUAUGAUAAAAUUUAAUUAAAAUAGCCUAGGUAUAUGGAUGAUUAAAAAUAAGAAGCAGCAGCUACUUUAAAUUAAGCAAAUAAAUAUUUGAUGAAUUCUGUUGGAGGAAUUGGCAUACUUGCUUUUUUCCUCGGAAAUUCAUUUAUUUUUUCAAGUAUUUUGGAAGUUUUACAAUAAUAAUCUUAUUUAAGAUUUAUUAAUGUUGUAUUUCCUUUUAAUUUAUUUAUCUAUUUUGAAGCAAGUAACAUAAUAACUAUGAAACCUAUUUUAUAAUUCUUUAAAAUUGAUUCCUUAAUGGCACCAACAUUUGAUUCAAUAUAUAUAGAAUCUUAUGAAAAACUGAAAUUUUAUGAAAUUAAUGCUGAUCUAUUAACUAACAUUUAAACCUAAGUAUUUCUCAUUAUAAUCUUAAUUAUCAUUUAUUAUUCUUGUGCUUUGCUUAUAAUUAUUAUAGAUGCAAUCAAAUUAGAAUCAUUACUUUUCAUUGGUAAAUAUGGAUAUAAACUACUGAUUUAAGUAAGAAGAUUGUGUUAUAACUAUUAGAAAGAAUUUCGAAAGGAUGGGGUUAAGGCAUUUCUAAUAGCAAAUUGUUGGGAUCUUUUUUUUACUUGCUUUUUACAAUUGAAAUCAUCACAAUCAUAUACGACAUUUAGAUCCAUAAUUUGUUAACUCUUCGCAUAUCUAAUAUUUUAUGGAUGCUUGUUAAUACUUAGAUAAUACAUUUAUAAGAAUGAAUUAAUCAAACAAAAUUGUUUUAGUUAUUGGAUUUCAAAAAUGGAUUUAUUUUUCACUUUAAAAAAAUUAAUUUUCAUUUUUAUUUUAGUAUGCUUCCAAAAAAAUGAGUAAAUUCAAACAAUCUUAUUAACAUUUGUAUGUAAUUUAUAUCUCUUUUAUGCAAUCAAAUUCAAACCAGCCAUAAGUCAAUAGGACUAUUGUAAUUUACUUAUGAUGGAAGGAAGUGCCUUUAUAUUUACCUUAACAUCUGCUAUGUAUUGGACCACUUUUAAAACAAUAAUAAGCAGUAAUUUCUAGAUAAAUCUAGGCUGGUUUCAUAUUAUAUUGUUACUUCUAGUUUUAUUAGUGAAUUUAUUGAUCCAAAUAUAUGGAACCUUUCAUACUUUAAUAAGUAAAAUUAGCGAAAAAGUUUGUAAAAAAUAAAAAAAGCAAUCAAUAUAAGCAAAUCCAUAUCCUUUUUUUAGUGUAAUAAAAUUUAAGGAAUGA